Molecule: messenger RNA, 1919 nt
Organism: Cryptomeria japonica (Japanese cedar)
Lineage: Eukaryota; Viridiplantae; Streptophyta; Pinopsida; Cupressales; Cupressaceae
Product: laccase-12
Exons: 6
Coding region: 43-1731 (562 amino acids)
Biological process (GO): lignin catabolic process
Cellular component (GO): apoplast
Molecular function (GO): copper ion binding; hydroquinone:oxygen oxidoreductase activity
Source: RefSeq, a predicted model, not a curated record
UUGAAUAGUUUGAGUUGCUUGCAAGAAAGAAAAAUAUCAACCAUGAAAGAGUUAUCAAGCAUGGCGAAGUUAGCAUUUUCCCUUGUUUGUUUCAGUUUGGUAGCACCAUGGAUGGCUUCUGCAGCUAUUGUCCACCACAAUUUCACUAUUGGAACGCAGAAUGUGACUAGAUUAUGUAACACGCAAACGAUUGUGACAGUGAAUGGACAAUUUCCUGGUCCAACUAUAUAUGUUCGCGAAGGUGAUAAUCUUGUCGUUGACGUCACCAACAGCGGGCCGUAUAAUGUGACUAUACACUGGCAUGGGGUAAAGCAGUUGAAAUCCUGUUGGGCAGAUGGACCGUCCUACAUAACACAGUGUCCCAUUACUCCUGGGAAUCAGUUUACCUACAACUUUACAAUCACAGGACAGGAAGGGACGUUGUGGUGGCAUGCACAUAUUACAUAUCUGAGAGCCACUGUGCAUGGAGCAUUGGUCAUCAAACCCCGGAUUGGAAAGGCUUAUCCAUUUCCCAAACCGGCGGCUGAGUUUCCUCUUAUUCUGGGUGAAUGGUGGAAUGCAAAUGUAGAAGAUGUAAUUGCAGAUGCACUUGCAAGAGGAACUGUGCCAAAUGACUCCGAUGCAUACACCAUUAACAGCCAGCCAGGAGAUUUUUUCCCUUGCUCUGCCAAUGAUACUAUCCGUCUUUUGGUUAAGAAGGGAAAAAGCUACCUGCUGAGGAUUGUAAAUGCCGGCAUGGUUCGUGGAUCCUUCUUCAAAAUUGCCCAGCACAAAAUGACUGUUGUGGCAAUGGAUGCCGUUUAUAUCAAACCAUAUACAACCGAUGUACUGCUCAUAAACCCAGGUAACACCAUGGAUGUGCUCAUAACAGCUAACCAGCAAUCAAACCGCUACUACUUUGGCACCCGCGUAUACUUCAGCCAGCCUCUAGCAAGUGCAUUCUUAAAUACCUCUGCAACAGCAAUCUUAGAAUACAAAGGCAACACCAAUAAAUCUACCCCUCUCUUGCCCAACUUUCCUGACUUUAACGAUACUUCUACCGCAGUCAAUUUCACUACAUCCCUUAGAGGCCUGAAUUCUUCCGUCCCACAGACUGUUGAUGAAGAAAUGCUUAUAACAGAGGGAUUGGGACUCGUUACUUGUACAGACAAUUCUUGUGCAGACAACAAUGGUGUAAGACCCGUUGGAGGUUUUAAUAACAUUUCAUUCGUGUUUCCAAAUAUAGCCAUAUUGCAAGCUUAUUAUAAUAAUAUCAGUGGAGUUUUUACCAGAGAUUUCCCAAGUAAUCCUCCCCAGGCAUUCAAUUACACUGGAAAUGUGCCACUGGGUCUUUGGAGUCCCGAGUUGGGGACAAAAGUUAAGGUUUUGAAGUUCAAUAGCACUGUUCAAAUAGUGUUUCAGAACACUCAGAUUGUUACAUUCAUUAGCCAUCCCAUACACCUUCAUGGGCAUGAUUUUUAUCUUGUGGGUCAGGGAUUUGGUAACUAUAAUUCCCAAACGGAUCCUGCAAAUUUCAAUCUGGUGAAUCCUCAGAUGUUGAAUACCGUUGCAGUUCCUACUGGUGGGUGGGCGGCCAUUAGAUUUGUAGCCAAUAAUCCAGGAGUUUGGUUGGCGCAUUGCCAUUUUGAAUCUCAUUCUGCACUUGGUUUUGAUAUGGUUUUUCUUACUGAGAAUGGGCCAGGAAGUUCUGACAAAUUGCCGCCGCCUCCUUCUGAUUUACCUAAAUGUUAGAUAGAUUUCAUCAUUGUUAAAUCUUGUAAUUUCAAGAUUAGUUUGUGUAUGGUCAAAAAUAAAAUUUACAGCCGCCACGGCGAAGUGUCAUGGGAAUAAGAUUAUGCUGUAACUGCUAUUCUCUCCUACAUUUGUAUUAUUUUUAUUUUUUAAAUUCAAGUGGAAAAAGAGCAAUGUUUGGUGAUAAA